Messenger RNA from Suillus fuscotomentosus, 366 nucleotides. RefSeq lists its product as uncharacterized. The coding region runs from base 1 to 366 and encodes 121 amino acids. NCBI's taxonomy places the organism in Eukaryota, Fungi, Basidiomycota, Agaricomycetes, Boletales, Suillaceae. The record is from RefSeq and is a predicted model, not a curated record. The transcript has 4 exons.
AUGCCUCAGACCUCCAGCAGGCAGCUGCUCCUCCAGGUGCUCCAGUGCCUCCCACCUGACUUGAGGAUCCCUCAACCAAUAUUUGGCGAGUAUGAUACUCUCUUGAGCGAGCGGUGUCUUGUCACCCAGGCCGUUUUCUACAACAUUCCAGAAGUCAAACCCCGUCAAGAAGUCUUCUGUGUGACGCGUGGGGCUUACAUUGGUGUAGUGGCAGGCUGGGAGAAUGCACUUAACUGCAUUCUGGGUGUCCCUGGCGCCGUUCACUAUCGUGUUGAUUCCAUCGCAAUUGGCGAGGAAAAAAUCAGAAAUGCAAUUGAUGAAGCACACAUUGAGAUGGUGGAACCCUGGGCAUCCCCAGACUUGUAA